This is a messenger RNA of Syngnathus typhle (broad-nosed pipefish), 1973 nucleotides long. Its product is annotated as inward rectifier potassium channel 16-like. The transcript is spliced from 2 exons. Bases 590 to 1813 code for a protein of 407 amino acids. Gene Ontology annotation, cellular component: plasma membrane. Gene Ontology annotation, molecular function: inward rectifier potassium channel activity. NCBI's taxonomy places the organism in Eukaryota, Metazoa, Chordata, Actinopteri, Syngnathiformes, Syngnathidae. Gene Ontology annotation, biological process: regulation of monoatomic ion transmembrane transport; potassium ion import across plasma membrane. The record is from RefSeq and is a predicted model, not a curated record.
UCCGGCGAACAGUCCAGGCUAUUUUUGGCUCCUCCCCAACAUUCAUUAAAGCCUCUGAGUAGGGAUGUACUUAAAAACAGUACUUCAAUGACAUACAUGACUACUUUCUUAUUAGCCAGAUCCAAAUGAAGCUCUUUUGUUAGCAUGUUACUUUGCGAUUUCUUCUUCUAAUCGCACCUGUUUAUAUGACUUUCUGCAAGUCAAUUGUUAGGUACUAUGAAAAAGGUUAUCGCUCAGGAAUGCCUCUUAUCUGUCUUUGCAGAUCCUCACACCUGAAAUAGCAAGCAUACGCUCCAACACGGAAUGAUAACUUUUAUUCUCCCCCACCCACCUGCACCUGUCGCGGAGCAAAGGUUAACUUUCUCUCGAACCAAUCAGGAAAUGCUUGGAGGGAAAAAAGCCGCUAAAUCACCCAUUAAUAAUCGGCCCAUCGGCGGCGGCGGGCCCCAGAAGACUCAAUACAGCAAUACAAUACAACUCGGACUUCGACACCUGGACGCAAACAAGAACAGGACAGACUAUUUGUGUUUGUUUUUUUUCUAAAUUGCUCCAUAGGCCCUAAAUUCUUCCAGUUUGUCUUCAGAGGGACAUGGUGGCUGCCGUGAUAUCAGGAAGGUCGACGCGGACUCGAGUACUGAGGCCCCAGUUGUCGUGCUUUUCAGACACCGGGGAACCAUCAGCUGACACCGCAAGCCAGGCGCCCGACCCGGUCGCCAUGAGCACCGAGAGGCACGAGGAGGCGCCUGGCGACACUUGCUUGGCCAGCGUUCACGUCGUGGGCGCAGAGGGUCAGCGGCUUCGCUUCAUGCGCAAGGAUGGCGGGUUCCCCGUGGCCUUCCGCAAGGUGCCCGGAGACUGGAGCCCGUACCUGCUGGAUCUUUUCACCACGCUGGUAGAGAUACGCUGGCGGGUGAUGCUCCUGCUCUUCUCGCUGUCCUACAUCGUUUCUUGGCUGUUCUUCGGGCUUUGCUACUGGCUCAUGGCGUAUGUGCAUGGCGACGGUGGCCGUGGCCCCUGCGUGCUCAACGUCUAUGACUUCACGUCAGCAUUUCUCUUCUCAAUGGAGACCCAGGCCACCAUCGGUUACGGCUUCAGGGGCGUGACAGAAAACUGUGGGGUGGCCGUGGCGGCCGUGACCAUUCAGGACGUUACCAGCUGCCUCCUGGACACCAUCGUCAUCGGUAUUGUUGUGGCAAAAAUGGCGUCGGCGCGCAAAAGGGGUCAGACGGUGGGCUUCAGCAGAGUGGCCGUGGUCAACCGGCGGGACGGCGUCCUGUGUCUGUCGUGGCGGCUCGGAGACUUCAGAGGGAAUCACAUCCUGGAGGGUGUGGCCAGGGCGCAGCUCGUACGCCACUCCAAGCAACCACGGGGACCCGUGCUGAUGUCGUACCAGGAUGUGGACAUCCAGGAGCGGGAGCUCAUCCUCGCCACGCCAGUCCUUCUCGUGCACAAGCUCCAAGCGGGCAGUCCGCUCUACCACAUUGGCCCAGAGGGGCUUCCGGAGGAGGAUUUUGAGCUGCUGGUGUCCUUCACCUACAUGGGCGACUCCACCGGCACGCUCCACCAGACGCGCACUUCCUACACACCUGCCGAUAUCCGCUGGGCGCAACGCUUCCGUGAGAUGCUCAAACUGGGCAAGAAGCACUACAAGGCGGACUAUGCGCUGUUUCACCAGACGGCGUGGGUGGCCACCCCAAUGCUGAGCGCUGAGCAGUACGACCGGGGAAGGGCUCCACCUGGCCUCUUGCGCUCGCUACGGGGCAAGAGAGGCCGCUGCCGUAUGGAGGAGGUCAUCCGGCAAACCCAUUUGUAGUCUACGGAGCUUCGGAGAUGCUCAGAUGUCGGAUUUAUUUAUGCUUUGACGGCUUUUGGAUGUUCAAAAUAAAGUCUUUAACUGGGACGCUUAUUUUUUUUCAUGUUCACGUCCACUCUCAACACCAGUUUAGAGAACAAGUCAAUGGAAAGCUCUGCGG